Molecule: messenger RNA, 6915 nt
Organism: Plasmodium vinckei vinckei
Lineage: Eukaryota; Apicomplexa; Aconoidasida; Haemosporida; Plasmodiidae
Product: DNA-directed RNA polymerase II subunit RPB1, putative
Exons: 1
Coding region: 1-6915 (2304 amino acids)
Biological process (GO): DNA-templated transcription
Cellular component (GO): RNA polymerase II, core complex
Molecular function (GO): DNA binding
Source: RefSeq, a predicted model, not a curated record
AUGACAGUUGAUUUAAAUAUUCCAUACUCAGCAUGUGAGUUAAAGAGAGUGAAAAGAUUAGAACUUGGGGUAUUAGACCCAGAAAUUAUAAAAAAAGUAGGAGUAUGUGAAAUAGUUAAUGUUGAUAUAUAUAAAGAUGGAUUUCCAAGAGAUGGAGGAUUAAAUGAUAUAAGAAUGGGAACUAUAGAUUAUAAGGCUUUAUGUGGUACUUGUAAUAUGAAUGUUAAAAAUUGUCCAGGGCAUUUUGGAUAUAUAGAAUUAGCAAAACCAAUGUAUCACUACGGUUUUAUGAAUAUCGUAUUGAAUGUACUAAGAUGUGUUUGUUACCAUUGUGGUAGAUUAUUAUGUGAUAUGAAUAGUUCAAAAGUAAAAUAUAUAGAAAAAAUAAAAGUAAAUAGUUUAAGAUUAAAAAGAUUAUCCGAUUUAUGUCAAGGCAUAAAAGUAUGUAAUCAUUCUUCUGUACAAGAAGAUAAUUUAUAUAUAAAUGAUACAUCUAUAGAUAAUUUUUAUAAUAAUGAUUUAAGUAAUUUAAAUGUUAAUCAACAAAUGCUUUUAAAUAGUAGUAAUAAUUAUAGUAACCUUUUUGAAAUGAUAAGUAAGGAGGAUGUAGAUUGUGGUUGUGUUCAACCCAAAUAUACUAGAGAAGGCCCAAAUAUGUAUAUCCAAUUUUUACAUAAUAAUAAUGAAGAUGAUGUAGAUGGUAGUAAAAGACGAUUAAGUGCUGAAGAAGCAUUAGAUAUAUUAAAAAAGAUAAGAAAAGAAGAAAUGAGUAUACUUGGAUUUAAUUCAGAUAGAUGUACACCACCAUCUUUAAUAUUAACUUGUAUGCCUAUUCCUCCACCAUGUGCAAGACCAUAUGUACAAUAUGGUAAUCAACGAAGUGAAGACGAUUUAACACUUAAACUUUUAGAUAUAGUAAAAACAAAUAUACAAUUAAAAAGGCAAACAGAUAGAGGUGCAAAAUCUCAUAUAUUGCAAGACUUAUGUUCAUUAUUACAGUUUCAUAUUACAACAUUAUUUGAUAAUGAUAUACCAGGUAUGCCAAUUGCAACAACUAGAUCUAAAAAACCAAUAAAAGCUAUAAGAACAAGAUUGAAAGGUAAAGAAGGUAGAUUAAGAGGAAAUUUAAUGGGUAAAAGAGUUGACUUUUCAGCUAGAACAGUUAUUACUGGUGAUCCUAAUUUAGGUAUAGACUAUAUAGGGGUACCUAAAUCUGUUGCUAUGACAUUAACAUUUUGUGAAACAGUUACUCCUCUCAAUUAUGAUAAUUUAAAAAAGCUAGUGGAAAGAGGUCCAUAUGAAUGGCCAGGAGCUAAAUAUAUUAUAAGAGAUAAUGGAUCAAAAUAUGAUUUAAGACAUGUUCGAAAAAAUUCAGAAAAGGAGCUUGAAUAUGGAUAUAAAGUAGAAAGACAUAUGACUGAUGAAGAUUAUAUAUUAUUUAAUCGACAACCAUCAUUACAUAAAAUGAGUAUUAUGGGACAUAAAGCAAAAAUAUUGCCUUAUUCUACCUUUCGUUUAAAUUUAGCUGUAACUUCACCAUAUAAUGCCGAUUUUGACGGUGAUGAAAUGAACUUGCAUUUAGCUCAAUCACAUGAAACAAGAUCUGAAAUAAAACAUUUAAUGAUUGUACAAAAUCAAAUAGUUUCUCCACAAGGUAAUAAACCUGUUAUGGGUAUAGUGCAAGACUCAUUAUUAGCUAUUCGAAAAUUUACAAGAAGAGAUAAUUUUUUAACAAAAGAAGAAGUUAUGGCAUUAUUAAUUUGGAUACCAUAUUGGAACUAUAAAGUUCCAACUCCUGCAAUAAUAAAACCCAAACCUUUAUGGACAGGAAAACAAAUGUUUUCUAUGUUAUUACAAUUUGAUGAUAAAGAUAUGAAUAAUAAUUUUGAUAAUGAUGAUAGAUCAAAAUUUGGAAAUAAUAUGGGAAGAGAUAAUGAAAACAAUUUUGGAAAAUUAAGUGGAUCAAAUAAUCCAAAUAGCCCAUUGCCUCUUAUGGAUAAUAUGCAUAUGGGUAAUACACGAAAUGAAAUAAACAAUAAUGUUUCAAAUAUGGGUAAUGGAGGGAAUAAUACAUAUGGUAAGAGAUAUAAAAUGAAAAUUAAUUUAAUUAGAGAUUCUUCUACAUCUUGUAAAGAUGACAAUCCUUAUUGUUCAAAUAAUGAUGGUAAAGUUAUUAUUAAAAAUAAUGAAUUAUUAAGUGGUAUAAUUUGUAAAAGGGUUGUUGGAUCUUCUAGUGGUUCUUUGAUUCAUAUAUUAUGGCAUGAAAUGGGACCAGAUAAAACUAAAGAUUUUAUUUCAGCUUUACAAAAAGUGACAAAUAAUUGGCUAGAAUAUGUUGGCUUUACAGUUAGCUGUUCAGAUAUUAUAGCUAGUAAUAAAGUUUUAGAUAAAGUUAAAGAAAUAUUAAAUAAAUCUAAAAAUGAAGUUACAAAACUUGUAAAAAAAGCACAAAGUGGUGAAUUAGAGUGUCAACCUGGAAAAUCUUUAUAUGAAUCUUUUGAAACCCGAGUCAAUAAUGAAUUAAACUGUGCUAGAGAAAUGGCAGGAAAAGUUGCAUCUGAAAGUUUAGAUGAAAAAAAUAAUAUCUUUAGUAUGGUGGCUAGUGGUUCUAAAGGUUCUAUAAUUAAUAUAUCACAAAUUAUAUCAUGUGUGGGUCAACAAAAUGUGGAAGGAAAAAGAAUUCCAUUUGGAUUUAAUCAUAGAUCAUUACCACAUUUUAUUAAAUUUGAUUAUGGGCCCGAAAGUAGAGGAUUUGUGUCGAAUUCUUAUUUAAGUGGGCUAACACCACAAGAAGUCUUUUUUCAUGCUAUGGGAGGUAGAGAAGGUAUUAUUGAUACUGCUUGUAAAACAUCAGAAACUGGUUAUAUACAAAGAAGAUUAAUUAAAGCUAUGGAGGAUGUUAUGGUACAGUAUGAUAGAACAGUGAGAAAUUCAUAUGGUGAUAUUAUUCAAUUUUUAUAUGGUGAAGAUGGAAUGGCAGGAGAAUAUAUAGAAGACCAAAUUAUCGAUUUAAUGAAAUUAGAUAAUAAAGAAAUUAAAAAGUUAUAUAAAUAUAAUUUUGAUGAUGAGCCAUAUGGAAAGGAUUAUUAUUUAGGUAAGGAAGGAAAUGCAUCUGAAAAAUUAGAAACCGAAAAUACAAAUAGGGAAAGUGAAAUAAGAACACUUGAUACAGUAUCCAUGGAAGGUGAAGACCAUCCAGCCUAUAUUAAUUACAAUAAACAAAAUAUAUUAAACCAAGAAUUUGAAGAGUUGUAUAGGUGUAAAAAUUAUUUAUGCAAAGAAAUAUUUUCGGAUGGAGAUAUAAGGCAGCAUUUGCCUAUUAAUAUGAAUCGACUAAUUGAACAUGCCAAAUCUCAAUUUCCUUUUAUUCCAGUAAUUAGUAGUAAGUCCAAAAUCCAAACAAAAAUAAGUAGGGACAGAGGAAAUGAUACAAUGGGUAUAGGUGGAAAUAGAAAAAAAAAGAAAAAAAAAAGAGCAAAAAAAAUGGGCGAAAAAUCAAUGCAUCCUGAAGGCAUGAAUGAAUUAAAUGAUGAAGGAAAUGCAAAUAAAGAUCUUAUGUUUGAAAUUAAAAAAGAAUAUGAGAAUAAUGAUUUAUCUACUGUUAUGAAAAAUGAUAAAUCAUUCAUGGGAUUUGAUACAUAUAAUAAAGAAGAUAGUGAUAAUUAUGACGAUGACGAAGGUAGUAGUGAAAGUGAUGAUGAUGCAGAUUAUUUUUUUUCAGGAAAAAAUGAAAAUAAUGAUUUGAUGGGUAAUAAACUUGGAGGUUUGGUUCGAAACGGGUAUGAUGAUAAAAUAAAUUCGAUGGAUAUAAAUCCCGUAGAAAUUGUACAAAAAGUAAAUAAGUUUUUAGAUAAAUUAGUAAUAAUUAAACAAAUAAAUAAUAGUGAUACACUAUCGUUAGAAGCUCAAAAUAAUGCUACAAUAUUAUUAAAAGCACAUUUAAGAACAUAUUUAAAUUCAAAAUUAUUGAUACAUACACAUAAAAUAAGUUUAAAAGGAAUUGAUUGGUUAUUACAAGAGAUUGAAAAAAUAUUUUAUAAGUCCUUAUGUCACCCUGGAGAAUGUGUAGGAGCAUUAGCAGCUCAAUCUAUUGGAGAGCCAGCAACACAAAUGACAUUAAAUACAUUUCACUUUGCUGGUGUGGGUUCAAAAAAUGUAACAUUAGGUGUACCAAGAUUAAAAGAAUUAAUAAAUAUCGUUAAAAAUGUUAAAACACCAUCUACUACUAUAUAUUUAGAUGAUAUGAUAUCAAAUGAUCAACAAAAAGCAAAAGAUAUAUUAACAAAAUUGGAAUAUACAACAUUAAAACAAUUAACAUCACAUGCUCAAAUUAUUUAUGAUCCUAAUACAACAAGUACUAUAUUAGAAGAAGAUAAAUUAUGGGUUAAUGAAUUUUAUGAAUUUCCAGAUGAAGAUGAUACACAAUAUACAUUAGGUGAAUGGGUUCUACGUGUUCAACUAACAAAUAUACAUGUAAAUGAAAAAAAACUAACUAUGAAAGAAAUUGUAUAUAUAAUAUAUUCAGUUUUUUCAAGUGAUGAGUUAGAUAUUAUAUAUACAGAUGAUAACUCAGAAGAUUUAAUUUUAAGAAUUAGAGUAAAAUAUUUAAAUGGGGAAUAUAAUUUUUUAAGUGGAAAUGGAGAUAAUAUUAAUGAUGACCAAUAUGAAGAUGAAGAUGAUGAUGAAAGAGAAAUUCCCGAAAAUUAUAAUAACAUAGCUAAUACUUUUAAGGUAAAGAAAAGUAUGUCAUCGGAUAUGAAUGAAAAGAAUGAAGAGAAUGCAAGUAAUAGUGGUAAUAAUAUAGGAAGUGGGGAUCAUAUUGGAAAUUCCUCGAUAGAUAAUAUAGGACAAAAUAUAGAUGGUAAUAAAAGUGUUAAACAAGAAGGUGGUAGAAAAGGAUUACACAAAAGUGAUAACAAUGACGAUGACGAAGAUGAUGAUGAUGAAGAAGUUUUCCUUUUUGGAAGUGAUUCUAGAAAUUUAGAAAAUAAAGAAGGUAGUAAUAGUAGUCAUAAUAUGAGUAAAAGCCCAUAUGGAAAUGAUGAAAAAACUUCUAAUUUUUAUGACGGAGAAAAGAAAAAAAUUGAAUUAAAUGAUGAUCAACAUAUUAGUGGCAAUAUUGGUGGAAGUAACAAAACUAUGGGAAAAGGAGGUGAUGAAAACAAUCAAAAAAAUAGAAAGAAAAAUUUGAAUAAUGAAAAUAAUACAAUGAUAUCAAAAGAAGAUACAGAAGAUACAUUUUUAAAAAAAUUAAUGGAACAAUGUUUAUCUAGCUUAAAAUUAAGAGGAGUUGAAAAUAUAACAAAAGUAUAUAUGAGAGAAGAAUCUAAAAUUACUUAUGAUUCUGAAAAUGGUAAAUUUGUUCGAAGCUCUCAUUGGGUACUAGAUACAGAUGGAUGUAAUUUAGAAAGUAUAUUUUGUGCUCCAUCAGUAGAUUUUAAAAAAACUAUAUCAAAUGACAUUGUCGAAAUAUUUGAAGUUUUAGGUAUAGAAGCAGUUAGAAGAGCAUUAUUAAAGGAAUUAAGAACUGUUAUAUCAUUUGAUAGUUCAUAUGUAAAUUAUAGGCAUUUAUCAAUACUUUGUGAUGUUAUGACACAAAAAGGAUAUUUAAUGUCUAUAACUAGACAUGGAAUAAAUAGAGUAGAUAAAGGACCAUUAAUAAAAUGUAGUUUUGAAGAAACUGUAGAAAUAUUAUUAGAAGCAGCUGCAUUUGCACAAGUAGAUAAUUUAAGAGGUAUAACAGAAAAUAUAAUGUUAGGACAAUUAUGUAGAAUAGGUACAGGUGUAUUUGAUAUAAUUAUCGAUAAUCAAAAAUUAAAUGAUGCAAAUCAAAAUUUAGAAACUAUACAAGAUAUAACAAGUGCUGGUUUUACAACACCAGAUAGUAGUGGCAGUAAUAGUAACCAAGGUAUUAUAACACCUGAUGGUUUACAAUCACCUUUAGGAAUAAAUUCAAUUAGUUCACCUUUACCUUUUUCUCCAACUUAUAAUUCAAAUUUAUUAUCUCCUACUUUACCAAUUGAUAAUAUGAAUAAUAUAUUAUCACCACAAUGUUUGCCAAAUUAUUCAGAUAACAUUAUGUCACCAUCAAAAAAUGACUUUAAUAAUUUAGAUACUUUACAAUUAGGAGGUAAAUUUUCUCCAACCCAAUCUCCAAGAUCACCUUUAUCACCUACUUCACCAACUUCUGUUAUUCAUUCUCCAUUUUCUCCAUUUGAUAAUAGAAGUCAUAAACAGCCACUUGAUCCUUUAUUAUUAUUUUCCCCAAAAAAUAAUGCAUCUGGAAAUCCUGGCUUAAAUAAUUAUAAUGUUUUUUCACCUAAAGCAAAUAUGAACAAUAUACAAUCACCUCUUAUAUAUUCACCAAAUCCAAUGAUUGAUAUAUUUUCUCCAAAGCCUCAGAUGCAAAAUAAUAUUUAUUCUCCAUCUUAUUCACCAACAUCGCCUACAUAUAAUGCAGGUAAUAAUGCAUAUUAUUCUCCUACAUCUCCAAAAAAUCAAGCAGGUGAUGAUAUGGGUGGUAAUAAAAAAUACAAUAUUAUGUCUCCUGUUUAUUCAGUAACCUCACCAAAAUAUUCACCCACUUCUCCACAAUAUUCGCCAUCAUCUCCAGUACCUAAUAAUCCUAGUAGCCCGCAAUAUUCUCCAUAUUCAAUUACCUCUCCAAAAUUUUCACCAACAUCUCCAGCUUAUUCUAUAAGUUCUCCUGUAUAUGAUAAGAGUGAAAACAUGGCAGGAAAAAACCCUCUUUCUCCUGCAUACAUGUUACAGUCCCGUGUACAAAUAAGACAGAACGCUCAAGGUACGCAAGUUUUUUCUCCUAUUCAACAAGGUGGUGCAAAUGAUGUACAAAAUGAUGAUCCAUUUUCACCAAUUCCAUAUAAUAUGGAUGAAGAGGAGAUGCAAGAAGAAUAA